Messenger RNA from Venturia canescens, 4248 nucleotides. RefSeq lists its product as uncharacterized. The record is from RefSeq and is a predicted model, not a curated record. Bases 370 to 2763 code for a protein of 797 amino acids. The transcript is spliced from 7 exons. NCBI's taxonomy places the organism in Eukaryota, Metazoa, Arthropoda, Insecta, Hymenoptera, Ichneumonidae.
GAAGUGCACACAAUUUUUUUGUUGUUUCUAUCCAAUGAUAAUGAAAAAAAAAUGGGCUAUUAAAAAGUAAAAGUUUCGUUUGAUUGAGUUCACAAUUAGUUCCGUUAACCUUUUGCGUUUAUAUGAAGACCUGAAACUUGAAACAUACGAUGUGAAAAUGACGCUUAAGAAUUCACACAUCCGAUAACCACAAAGUCCAAAAAGAAUAGAUUUGUCUCAUAAUACGUGAAUGACAAUCUGCAUACCGUGAAAAACGAAAAUUAUGUUUUCUCUUACGGUGAUAGAGAUUCAAUCGUGUAAUGUGCCUCCUUAUUUGUAAAUACUUUUGGAAUCUAACGUAAUUUUCGUCCAACGAUCGAGGAUACAAUUAUGGAUUCCGCGAAGGGAUCUCGGAGAAACAGCCAAGCAAACAUGGAUCUGGAUGAACCCGAGGAAACCAAUGAUAAUGGACUGCUGGAGCAACAGAAGAGCGUGAAGAAGAUUGUAAAAAUCCAGAAUGGCAUGGUGUCAAGUGACAUAUUGAAGCUGAACAAUAACAUCGGAGAAGGCGAGGCAAAGUUUCUCCCUCAAGGAAAACCAACUGUAGUAAUAUUGAAUGGAGCUGGAUCAGCGAGAACAGAGAACUCGGAGGGACGGUCAGAAGAAAAAGUUGAAAUUUCAAGAAUACAGCGUGCGGACGAAGCUCCAAGUAUUUCAAAUGGAGCGCCGGAGGUUCCAGAGGUACAAAAUCAAUUGAGCACAGACCCGAAUUCGUGUGUAAUAAUUAACGGCUCUUCGAAUUCAUCCCAAUUGAGUGCGAGUACUUCUUACUCGGAAAGCAAGUCAGCAAAUGUGUCUAGUUUGGAAAGCGAGAAAAUCUUUGAUUCAGACAUUCGGAAUAACGUGGAUUACACGUUCGGCAUCGAAAAAUGUCCAGCUAAAGUUUCAUGCAGUAAAGAGUCGAGUUCGGAUGUAGGUAAUUACUCGAAUUCAUAUACGAGUGAGAUUUCGAUGAAUAACAUUGGAGCUAGAAUAGGUUCAACAAGCCAUGGUACAUGUUGCUAUCUGAGGCCGAACAUAAAUGGUUGCCGGGAAGAUGGAGAAGGCCCAAGUGGGACGCAACGGCGCGAUGAGGCUGACAGGAGGGACUCGAGCUCAGGAAACGAGGGUGAUUUGUCGGACGUUGAAGAUUAUUGCAUAUACACGUACAAAGGAAACGAUGAUGCGGUUGAACCGUUGAAUGCGAGACAACCUAUGAACCCUGGAAAUGAGGAUGAAUUGGUUGCCGCUGGACAACCCAACAGCGGAAGGUCCAGCCCUGAGAUGGAUUUUCUUGAGAUGGAUUUUGAUCCUGGACCUUCCUGCGAGCAAGACACCGGCGACAGUGAUUUAGCUUCCAUCAACGAGGACAUACAAAAUCUCACUCUUGACAACGUCGAUUCCGAUCCAUUGCUUCUGAACGAUCUUAGCGGUGGCAAAGUUGCUGUUUCUAGGCAACAAAGCGUUGUUACUCCCGAAGUUACUGUUACCAAACAACGUGAACAUAACGUUUCCAAUUAUGAGGAUCAACGUGACAAUGAAAUUGCCUCGACAUCCAAUCGGCCUACCAAUUGCACCAGCCCUGACUCUCAAUGCAUGCCGAGCACGAGUGCUGGCCUCCGUAAAUGGGAAGCGACGAGUCUCAAUCGGAGCAUCGGUUGCCCAUUACGAGAAUCCUAUAGUUACCACAACACAAGCGGUGAUUUAAUAUCACCAGGUGAGAAUCGUGAUACCGAGGCAGAACUAUGGGCGGAAAAUUGCUCUGUCUCGGUACCCGAAAGUGCUAAUUUUAAUACGAGGAAGAAUAAUCUAAGCUCGACGUUAUAUCAUCGCAUGAUGGCGAAGAAAUUGAUGCUCAACAAACAAACCACUUUCAGUCAAAGCGGCGAUUCUAAUUUGGAAAAUGAAUUAUGCAACGCUCGACUGGGAGGAUCGAUUGUUGAAAAAGUUAUGCUCUGGAGCGAACAAGAGGCUACUAUAAAACAAGUCACACAAAUUGGUACUUCAGCUUGUGGGGCAACUUCGGCUAUAAAUGCUCUCCUCGCCCUCGACGUGCCAUUUUCCCUUGAAGUUUUGGUAAAAGGUGUAGCGACGAGAUUGCGCGAGCCUGGAACACCUUUGCCAAGGUAUCUUGUGAGCAGAUCGCUCGCGGGUGCAACACACAAGGAUGUAAUUCGUGGCAUAUCUUUAGCGACAAACGGCGCUGUAAUUACCAAAUUUUUUCCCUUUUAUCCGGAGCGCAACGUGUCGCUUUCGCACUGGCUUCAUUAUUGGAUUUCCCGAGGAGCUGCUCCAAUCGCGACGUUAAAUCUACAAAAUUGUGCAACGGGUUCAAACAUCCCGGAUGCGUGGCAUUAUCAAAUGAUCUUCGGCGUAAGUCAGUCGGGCAUUUACAUGACGAACCCUUUAGAAUGUUUGCCGGAACAGUUGGUUUGGCAUCAGCUCGUGAGUCCGAGUAUCCUCUUAAUAAAACGAGCCGACGUUUUGGCACAUUGGAAUCCGUCUACGGAUUUAACACCUUUGAUACGGCUCGAUCAGCGAUGGCGAAAGCUCAAUGUUCUCGGUCAAGUUGUGAACAUGAUACGCGAAACAAUGAGCGAGAGGAAGCGACCGGCGAAUUCGACGAUAGGAGCGAGUCACCUCCGCAUACCAGCGUCUUUUCAAGCUGGAAUCACUUUGGUUAUGCGCACCGACGCACCAGCUGCUGAAGAAUUAUUGCACACUGAACAAUUGCCCUUACUCUAGUCCCACGAUAGAAGUGAAUGGAAUUCGAAGAAACGAGAACGAGAUGGAAAGGAUAAAUAAGGAGAGAAAAAAGAAUAGAGUAAGGCUCACUUAACGUCCUUCGUCGUCGACUGGCCAAUAACGUUGUAAUUAAUAGCUGUAAUUUGAUAGGCUGAGUCGCACAACGUCGCGUCGAAAACCAUAAACCGAAACGAAAAAAUAAGAGAAAUCACAAGAUAAACUUGCCUGAACAACGAUAAAUCACGAUUUUACCCAUGCUCUUCGAUUUUCCCAAAAGUACUCCGUUAUGAAAACGAUAUUUCUCUUCAAGGAAAUCAUAAUGCCCGUGAAUAUUCUCACAUUACACGCAGAGUAUAUAGUUUUUCAGUUUUAUAUAACUGAAUAUAAAUUAUAAUAGUGGUCAACAUUGAUUGAUAUUUAACUCAGGUCUCUUCAACGAAGUUAUGACGUGUUUACCGCGACACUAAGCCUUUUUUUUUCUGCGCUCUUAAUCGUGCUCCCCCGGAGAUACCAUUUUUAUUUUACAUGUUUACCAAUGUAAUUCAUUAUUUUGCUAACCAUGCAGUAUAUUGAAUAUAAAUAUAUACAAGUUUGUAUGUAUUUAUACGUAUGCAGACGUCGAGAUUCAGUUUUUCAUUUGAAUUACUAUUGGAAAUUCAUUCAACCCACAAAAGAAUAUCAACCGAAAAAAUCCGAUUUUAGGAACGAUCGAUAAAUGAAAACUUGGUUCUUCACACGUUUCACGAGUAACAAAUACAAACGUGCGCCUUCGGUUCCAAUAAAAUGUACUGUUAUACCUCUUAAUAUUCAUCAUGACUUCAUUUUUUUUGUUUUAUUUUCAUUAAUAUGUAUACCAUAUCGAUAUGGAAAUUUAUUAUAUAAUCCUCGAAGAAAGCUUUGUUCUUUUAUGUUUUUCUUUGUUUCCUUAUUUAAGCGUUUGGAAAAUUUAUUUGUUUUUUGUCGGGUGUAAAUUGAAGAGUUCGUAACGCUCUGUGCGACAUCCUCUCCGAAAGCCGUUCUCAUCACUUUGUGCAAUUAUGGAAUACAAUAAGUUCGCUUUUAUGUACACGUACACAGGUAACGGUGAGUCUCCUUGCUCGGCACACAAGUUGUCGCACAAGUUUUUUUAAGGUGGUUCUAGGACAUGCUGAAAAGAUAACGAGAGAUCGUUACUAUUAUCUAGAGAUUGAAGGUUUUAUCGUUUUUUUUUCUUAUGGUUUCUAAUGGUUCCGAUGGCUCAAAAUUGUUUUCAAAAUUUUUUUUUCUGAUCUGCUUACCUCUCGAUAAGGGACGCGCGCAUCGAUGAUGUUAUUGCUGCUGGAGUUGCUUCAUUCAACUUGAACACACUCUCUAUCACUGAUAGCUCUGUACCCGUUGUAUCCAUACCACAAAAACUUGCCCAAUCGUUUACAACCAUACCAGCUGCUAUUACAUCGCUACCUCUGUUCACCGUUCCUGCCUGAAAUAAUAAAAAAAUUAAAUUAA